UCUUCAGAUGCAUGUCAGGUCGACUGUCAAAAUGGUGGUCGAUGUAUUGGACAAAACCGGUGCUCUUGUAUGUAUGGAUUUGGUGGUCCGAAAUGUGAAAGUGAUCUUCGAACUGGGCCUUGCUUCACACAGCUAUCAAAUUACCAGUGUAAAGGCCAGUUAAUUGGUGUGGUGUGUACAAAAGCUCUGUGUUGUGCAACCAUUGGUAAGGCUUGGGGUAACCCAUGUGAGAAAUGCCAGACAGAAUCUUACCCUUGUCGACGAGGAUACAUUCUCAAUGCUCAAGGAAAUUCCUGCCAAGGUAAAUUUUUCAAUUUCAACUCAUGCACAGCUAUCCCAGGCUUAUGCGUUGGUGGUCGAUGUAUCAACAAUAUUGGAUCUUAUGUCUGUGAAUGCCGGGAAGGUCAAAGACAGAAUCUUCUUACCAAUCUCUGUGAAGAUAUCAAUGAAUGUGGAGAACAACGAGGUGCCUGCCAGAAUGGCCUCUGUGUUAACACAGAAGGAAGCUAUUUCUGUGAAUGCCAUAAUGGCUAUGAGCAUGGUCCAUCCAAAACACAAUGUGUCCCUGUUCGUAAGAAUCUGUGUUUCACCAAGAUAAGAAACAGCCAAUGUGUUAGUGCCAUUCAAAAUGCCAGAUACUCCAGGAGUGACUGUUGCUGUAAACAUGGCGGCAAUGGUUGGGGAGACAGACACACUUGCCAUAUCUGUCCUUUAAGAGAAUCAAACGAAUACUUGACUCUCUGCCAGCUUGUAGAACCCCUCACGAUUGGGAAAACAGGUGAAAGCUGUCAAAGACAUGGAACAUGUCUUAAUGGUCAAUGCCAUAGAGUUGGCAGAAAAUGGAAAUGUCAGUGCUAUACAGGUUUCCAGAAUGUCAAUGGAUCGUGUAUAGACAUUGAUGAAUGUCUAAACAAUGUAUGUAGACGUGGUGAAUGUACCAACACCGAUGGAAGCUUUAUUUGCACCUGCUCAGAUGGGUUUGUCUUGGACAAAGAUGGACGAACUUGUACAGAUAUGAACGAAUGUGAAAAGGAAAAUAUGUGUCCAAACGGUGUUUGCCAAAAUAUGAAUGGUUCCUACAAGUGUCGAUGUAACCCAGGCUUUCGACAGUCACCAAAUCAACAAGUCUGUUAUGAUAUCAAUGAAUGUGUAAACAAUGGCAAACUCUGCUUAAACGGAGCCUGCCACAAUACUCCUGGUAGUUAUUACUGUGAAUGUAAACGAGGUUUCAGUUUAUCACCCGAUGGAGCGUUUUGUGUUGAUGUCAAUGAGUGUGUUAACAACCCCAAUCUCUGCACCAAUGGAGAAUGCAUUAACACGCAAGGAAGUUACAAGUGUGAAUGUUACAGGGGUUACAUCCUCCAACCUGAUGGCAAAACCUGCAGAGAUACUCGACGAGGACUCUGCUACACCCAAGUACAUCGUGGUCAAUGUAGCAACCCAUCUUACAGUCCGAUGACCAAAUCAACAUGCUGUUGUACAGAAGAUAAUGCCAAUAAUGGUUGGGGAACCCCCUGUGAGAUUUGUCCCAAACCUAAUGAUAGAGAGUACAAGACAAUCUGUCCACAUGGACCUGGGAAAGAUGGAAACGGUGGAGGUAUUAAUGAAUGUGCUAUGUACCCUGAUGCCUGUCAGAAUGGUGCCUGUGAAGAUUUAGAUAUGGGAUAUCGCUGUAUCUGUGAUUCUGGCUACAAGAUGGACGACACUGGCAGAGCCUGCGUAGACAUUAAUGAAUGUGCCGAAGAUAAAUAUAUCUGCGAUGGUGGCAAAUGUCGUAACUCACCUGGAAGUUACACCUGUAUGUGUCCCACAGGAUUUAUACAGAGCAAAACUACAAAGAUGUGUGAAGAUAUCAACGAAUGUGAGUCAUUCGAUACACUUUGUGUUGGUGGCAACUGUGUAAAUUUGGCAGGAAGUUUCCGCUGUGAAUGUACAGUUCCUGGAACAGUCUUGGACUCAAGUGCUCGAGUUUGCAUAGACAACAGGAGAGGUACUUGCUGGAAGAAAAUUCAUAAUGAUCUUUGUGAAGACAAUAUCAAAGGAGAUACACUUCGCUCUGAAUGCUGUGGUACUUUGGGUAAAGCAUGGGGUAGUCCUUGUGAACGCUGCCCUUCUCAAUCCUCAAGAAACUGUCCAAAAGGUUAUGCAAUCAUAUCUGGGGUCAAAUGCACAGAUAUCAACGAAUGUGAUGUCCUUCCUGGCAUUUGUCAGAAUGGCUACUGUAUUAACACUGAUGGUUCGUACAAAUGUAAUUGCCCCGAGGGACUGUCCAUUGACCAGUCUGGUCAUCGAUGCGUUGAUUACCGAAAGUCCAGUUGUUACCUGGAAUACAACCAUGGACGUUGUAGUGGAGAGUUAUUUGGUCAAUUCCACCAAGCCAUUUGUUGUUGUUCAGUUGGUACAGCCUGGGGAUCACCCUGUAAUUCUUGCCCACAGCCUGAUUCUGAGGAGUACAAGCGUCUUUGUGAACGGAGAGGAUAUGCUCCAAAUUUCAAAGAACAAAAAUUGAACUUUUUCAAAGAUAUUAACGAAUGUCUGGAGAUUCCUGAUAUCUGUAGCAAUGGUGUUUGUCACAAUACCCCUGGUGGUUUCAACUGUGACUGCAAACAAGGUUUCGCCAUUGACGGGAGAGGAUUUAACUGCACAGACAUUGAUGAAUGCCGUAUCUCUUUUGGAGUUUGUGCAAAUGGUACCUGUGUCAAUACACCUGGAGCUUUUACCUGUGACUGUAACGAAGGUUAUGAAGGAGUCAUGAUGAACCAGAUGUGCAUAGAUGUGGAUGAAUGUGCACGACGCCAGCCUGCUCCCUGCCGUGGAGGGACUUGCGUCAAUACAGCUGGUGCCUUUGAAUGUCUAUGUCCUGCUGGCCACGAGCUCUCUCCCGAUAAAACAACUUGUAAUGACGUUGAUGAGUGUUCUACCGACAGCGCCAUCUGUUCCAAUGGUAUCUGUACAAAUUACAUGGGAGGUUAUCAAUGUAGCUGUUUCAAUGGCUAUGAACCAAAUCCACAAAAGACUUCAUGUACAGAUAUUAACGAAUGUAAAGUGAACCAAGGUGGCUGUUCUUCUCUCUGUGUUAACACACCUGGAUCGUGGAACUGUGGCUGUAAGAUGGGAUUCAUGUUGAUGCCAGAUCUCAAGUCCUGCCAAGAUGUCGAUGAAUGCCGUGAGAGAGAGGAUAUUUGUGCAGGUGGCAAAUGUACCAACUUAAAUGGGGGAUACAACUGCAUCUGCACAGAUGGAUUGCGACCUUCUGAAGAUAACAAGAACUGCAUUGAUAUCAAUGAAUGUGAAGAUCCCAACAUCUGCCGUACUGGGACUUGUGUCAAUACUCAUGGAUCAUUCACUUGUAAAUGUAAUGUUGGUUAUUCAAUGCAGAAAGGAAUUGGAAAUGGCUGUUUCGAUACUGAUGAAUGUGAAACUGGAGAGAACACCUGUGAUAGAAAUGCUAACUGCAUCAAUACUGAAGGUUCCUACAAAUGCGAUUGUAAAGUUGGUUACAGAGAAGUGGGAGGCAAAUGUAGAGACAAGAAUGAAUGUGUUCGAAAUAAUGGUGGCUGUCAUCCUGAUGCUGAUUGUAUUAACCAAGUUGGUUCCUUCCGUUGUGUCUGUGAAGAUGGAUUUAGUGGAGAUGGUUUCACCUGCACAGAUGUUGAUGAAUGCUCUCUGAAUCCUUACCUCUGUGAACAUGGUCAAUGCUUUAACUACGAAGGGGGAUACAAAUGUGAAUGUGACAUGGGUUUUACACCAACAGACAACGACAGAGCCUGCAUCGACAUUGAUGAAUGUGUCAUGUUUGAGAAUCUAUGUGUCAAUGGAAAAUGUCAAAAUGGUGUUGGAUUAUUCAACUGUAUCUGCAACCAAGGUUACCAAGUUGACCCCACCGGAGGAAACUGCACUGACAUUGAUGAAUGUAGAAUUCCUGACAAUUGUCUUUAUGGUAAUUGCAAGAAUUUAGAAGGAGGCUAUGAAUGCCAUUGUCCAUUUAACUAUGAACUUAAUCCUAGUGGAACUGGAUGUAUAGACAAACGCCUUGGAACAUGCUAUUUUGAAGUUGAACGUUACCGCCAAACUCUACAAUGCUCAACAGAAUUGUCAUACGAUUUAUCUAAAGCCACCUGCUGUUGUACUGUUGGCCAAGGAUGGGCAGAAAUUCCUGCACGUUGUGAAGCUUGUCCCUUGAAUGGAACUCUUGAACACAAAAGUUUGUGCCCAGGAGGUCCUGGCUUCCGACCAAACAUAAUCACAGUCAUUCUUGAAGAUAUUGAUGAAUGUGCCGAAAUCCAGAAUGUAUGCCAAGGAGGUGAAUGCCAAAACUCUUUUGGCAGUUUCUUCUGUAAAUGUAAUUCUGGAUAUGCCUUGGAUUCUACUCUCCACACGUGCAUUGACAUUGAUGAAUGUUCUUUGAAUCCAAACCUGUGUGGUGCUGGUACCUGUUACAAUACAGAGGGUAACUACACCUGUUUCUGUCCAGAAGGACAUCUAUUAACACCAGAUCAACACUGCAUGGAUAUGCGUAAAGGAAACUGUUAUUCCACUUACUAUAAAUCAACCACUUGGCCACACGAACUUAUCUGUGAAAACGAACUGUCAGGUAAUUUGACCAAAAUGAUGUGCUGCUGUUCUGUUGCAAAGGCAUGGAAUACCCCUUGUGAAGCUUGUCCAGAAAGACACACAAAGGCAUACAAGGAUCUCUGCCAGGAACCAAAAUUCAUAAAGAACAUGAGUGAAUGCGAAAUGAUGCCAGGACUCUGCAUGAACGGUCGGUGUAUCAAAACAGAAGACUCAUUCCGCUGUGAGUGCGAUCCAGGCUUCAUCUAUGAACGGCUCAGUCACAUGUGUGAAGAUGAGAAUGAAUGUGAACGUCGCCGCAGUCCCUGUGUUGGCAAUGCUAAUUGUCUCAACACUAAAGGUAGUUAUGAGUGCCGCUGUCCAGUAGGGUACAAGCUGGCCCCCAAUAAACGACGGUGUCGAGACAUCAAUGAAUGCCGUGAAAAUCCCAGAAUUUGUGCAAAUGGUCGAUGCCAGAACUUGGACGGAGGUUUCAAAUGUAAUUGUAACCAAGGUUACCACAUAAAUUCCAAACGAGAUGCUUGUAUCGAUAUGGACGAAUGUCGACAGUUAAUAGGAAUCUGCCAAAAUGGAAGAUGUUUAAACACAUUUGGCAGUUUUACCUGUAACUGCCAGACUGGCUAUAGACUGUCCCAGGACUUCCGCAACUGUCUUGAUAUUGAUGAGUGUGCAGAAACUCCCUACGUCUGUCAUCAUGGAAGAUGUAACAACAUUGAAGGAUCUUUCGAAUGUUCCUGCUUUAAUGGUUAUAAACUCUCUGAUACUGGUGAUGAAUGUAUUGACAUUGAUGAGUGUUUUACAGAAUCUAACAUCUGUUAUAAUGGAAACUGCAUCAAUACAGAUGGAUCGUACAUUUGUAAUUGUCCUUCUGGUUAUGUUCUUUCAAGUGACAAGAGGAAAUGUAUAGACAUGAGAGUUGGCAUCUGCUACCGUACAUUUGCUAAUGGCCAAUGUUUGAAUCCAACACCCAUGAAUAUGACCAGAAAAGAAUGCUGUUGUAGUAAGAGUGUUGCUUGGGGUGAUACCAUUUGUAGCGUGUGUCCUACUCAGAACACAAAAGCCUUCAAACUCUUGUGUCCUUAUAUUGGUCACAUUGAAGAUCCAAAUGGCAACAGGAAAGACAUCAACGAGUGUAUGAUGUAUCCAGACUACUGCACGAAUGGUCGUUGUAUCAAUACUGAUGGUUCAUACCGCUGUGAGUGUAAUACCGGUUUCCAGGUGGAUGACACGAAAACGAGGUGCAUUGAUAUAAACGAAUGUCUGACUGGAAGAAUUUGUGGUCGUGGAACUUGUACUAAUUUGAUUGGUCAGUUUGAAUGUUCCUGUGAGGAUGGUUAUGCUCCUGGACCUGAGGGCACUUGUGAAGAUUUGAAUGAAUGUCAGACAGAACUGAACAAAUGUGCGUUCCGUUGUGUCAACACCCCUGGAUCGUUCCGAUGCAUUUGUCCAAUUGGAUAUCGUUUGGCAGAUGAUAACAGACACUGUGUUGAUGUCGACGAAUGCCUGAUUGAUACCAAUAAAUGUCCAUACAACUGCAAGAAUUUGGUUGGUUCCUUCCUCUGUGUUUGUCCCGAGGGAUACCGUGCCAUUGGUCAAGACGUCUGCAUAGACAUUAAUGAAUGCCGUGAAGGUAAUCCAUGUGAAAACGGACGUUGCAGGAAUAUAAAUGGAGGAUAUAUCUGCUCAUGCUAUCCUGGUUAUGAGCCAAGUCCUGAUAAAAAGAAAUGCCUUGAUCUCCGUGAAGGAUACUGUUACAACCAACUUGUCCAUGGCCGCUGUGUUCCUAGCCGUGAAAUAAAGAGAACUGCCCGCCACAUCUGCUGUUGUACUGGACUUGCUGCAGCCUGGGGCCCGUCCUGUGAAAGGUGCCCAGCAAUUGGCUCAAACCAGUUUGCCAGAAUUUGUCCAAAUGAAAUAGGAUAUUUACCCAAUGGCACUGAUAUCAAUGAAUGCCAACAGAAGCCAUCCCCAUGCCAGAAUAUCUGCCAGAAUACAGAGGGAAGUUUCAUUUGUACUUGUCCCGUUGGUUUUGUACUAAACAUGGAUGGACGCACAUGUCGAGACAUUGAUGAAUGUGCGUCUGGACAACAUAACUGUCCAUAUGGCUGUAUUAAUACAAUCAGCAGCUACAAAUGUGGUUGUCCGAAGGGAUUAAAAGAAGGACCAAAUGGUGAUUGUGUAGGUAAGAAACAAUGA
Octopus bimaculoides (California two-spot octopus) is the source of this 6768-nucleotide messenger RNA. RefSeq names its product fibrillin-2. Gene Ontology annotation, molecular function: calcium ion binding. The record is from RefSeq and is a predicted model, not a curated record. Lineage: Eukaryota; Metazoa; Mollusca; Cephalopoda; Octopoda; Octopodidae.